AUGUACAAGUUUCGACGGUCCAUGAAGAGCGACAAGCACGACUCGGCCAAGCCCGUGCAGGUCUCCGUGGCCCAGAAGGACGCCAUAGCGAUCGAGCCGCCGAAGAAAGUACGCUCACCGCCUCGAGUCUAAGACAUGGAGAGAGACUGACCCACUUGUGUUCCCAGGUCAUCAAGGCUAUAUACGACCACACUGCCCCCGCCGACUCCGACAUGUACCUCUCCUUCUCCGCCGGCGAUUUCCUUCACGUCGUAGGCCGCGAACAAGAUACGGACUGGUACGAGGCGUGCAACCCCCUGCGGAAUGAGCGUGGAUUGGUGCCGGUGAAAUACUUUGAGAACGUGGGCAAGACGGUGCGCGACAGCGGCGACUCCUCCAAGUCAAUCACGAGUACCACACACGACAGCGGUUAUGCCGAGGGCUCAACCCCUCCCAACGCCACCACCUCUGCGCCGCGAAUGAGCGCAGCCGGCCCGCCUGGCAUGCCCGGCAUGGCCGGACACCGACCGACGAGAUCUCUGACAAAGCAAUCCGGCGGCAUCUACGGCAUCGUGUCAUAUGAUUUCCAUGCUGAGAGGCAAGAUGAGCUGGAUGCGAAAGAGGGUGAGGCCAUUAUCGUAAUCGCACAGUCGAAUCCGGAGUGGUUCGUGGCCAAGCCCAUUACGCGGCUUGGCGGCCCGGGGUUGAUCCCGGUCUCAUUUAUUGAGAUCCGGGAUAUGACAACGGGAAAGGCUGUGGAAGACCCCAUCACGGCAGUACAGGCCGCCGGUAUACCGAGAGUCGAGGAGUGGAAGAAGAUGGCUGCGGAAUAUAAGAACACGAGCAUUCCUCUCGGCACUGUGUCGACUUCUGGAGUGGGCAGCCUGCCACAAGGAAUCGACCGACUCAGCCUGCAGAACGGUCAGGCGAAUGGACAACAACAACAAACACCACCGAGCAACUCCUUUCAAACGCAGCAGCAGCAAAACCUCUUUGCGCCGGUGCGAGCAUCCGUACCGAGGUACGUUUUCGGAGACGAGAAGUUCCAAUUUGUGGUGGAAUGCAAGCUUUCGAACGAGACGCACUGGGACCUGUCCCGUAUAUAUGAGGACUUUUACGAGCUGCAGAUCAAUCUGAUAAAUGCAUUCCCUGAAGAGGCAGGCCAAGUCGCCGGAAAACAGCGGAUACUGCCUUACAUGCCCGGACCCGUCAAGUACGUAACCGAUAACAUCACCGAGGGACGAAGAGCGAAUCUGGACGAGUACUUGCGCGACCUUCUGCGAUUGCCACAGCAUAUUGUGUGCUCUUCGCUGGUUCGAAAUUUCUUCGCACCACGAGAGGGAGAUUAUGAAGUGGAUCCGGCGGCGGCGGUGGACCUGAACGAGCAUGCACGACCUGCACCUUCGAGUGGAAGAGAGCGGUAUUCGGCAGCUUCCUCGCAAGGGUCGUACCAGAAUCAGCCCUUCCAACAGCCUGGACAGCCGAGAGGUCCCCCGAAUGGCGCAUCACACCAGUACAACCAGUCCCAAAGCUCAAGCGGGCCACCUGGUCACCAAAGGGCGCAGCCUUCACAAGCCAGUAACAGUUUCACCUCACAAUCACCACCCAACGCCGGCGGUAUGCCAACAGCGCAAAGGUCUAUGACCAGCACGACCACGGGCUCCAACGGCACGACUGGACCUGUGAAAGUAAAAGCCUGGUUUGACCGAGACACAUGCGUCGUGAUCCGGAUGCCGGCCCGAGGACAAUUCUCAUUUGAAGAUUUGCGCCGCAAGAUUGUGGAAAGGCGAAGGCUGGAAUACAAGGCGCAAGAUCAGAACGACGAGGAGCUCGAUAUAGAAUAUCGGGAUGAGAAGGAUGGCGAGUACUAUCGUCUGGAAGGUGAUGAGGACUUGGAUAUUGCGGUGGAGAGGAACGCAAAACUUACGUUGGCGGUCCGGGCUGCCGAUUCGUAA
Molecule: messenger RNA, 1934 nt
Organism: Lecanosticta acicola
Lineage: Eukaryota; Fungi; Ascomycota; Dothideomycetes; Mycosphaerellales; Mycosphaerellaceae
Source: the annotation of a GenBank genome assembly